CUUUUAUUAUUCUGUUAGUGAAAGCAGCGUGUGACUCUGGGUGUGAAAUAGGGCGGUGCAGGGGGGCAUUAUUUGAGCUCGUGUUUGAGGACUGCAGGAGGAGGGGUGCUCAAACACAGCUGUACUUGUUCAAUCACACGCGCUCCUGACUGUCACCCUGUCUGGGGAACAUCGAGGGCACCAUCACAGUCAGCUCGUUCUUCGGGGACUAACCAAUACGCUUAUUGCUACUGAUUUCCAUUUGAAAUGACUUUACUUUGGUGAUCUUCGAGAAAUGUUUUAUCACUGACCCGGGACUUCUCGGACACACCGCGCGCUGACCAGCAGAGCCACACAAAACUUCGCAAACUUGCUCGUUCACACGGUCUCUGAGGACUGAAGCGACGAUGGAGCAUCAUCGGUGCUUCUGCGCGUUCAUUUUGGUGCUGAUGUCCUGUGUUCAUUAUUCCCUGAGCAUGGAGACAAAUAAGGAUAUUCCAACAGAAAAACUGCUUGUACUCACUGUUGCAACGGAGGAGACGGAAGGCUACCACCGCUUCAUGCAGUCAGCAAACUACUUCAACUUCAAUGUGAAGGUGUUGGGGAUGGGAGAGGAGUGGAAGGGAGGUGAUGUGGGUCGGUCCAUUGGGGGAGGCCAAAAGGUUCGACUGCUGAAGGAAGCCAUGGAGUCUCUGGCUGACCAAGAGGACUUAGUGGUCUUGUUUGUGGACAGUUAUGACCUCAUCUUUGCUGGUGGACCUGAGGAGAUUCUCAGAAAGUUCCAGAAGACCAAUCAUAAGCUGGUGUUUGCUGCUGAGGGAAUCAUCUGGCCGGAUUCUCGACUGGCAGAGAAGUAUCCUUCUGUCCGCAGUGGGAAACGCUUUCUUAACUCUGGAGGCUUUAUCGGCUAUGCUCCAUACAUACAGAAGAUUGUGAACCAGUGGGACCUUCAUGAUAAUGAUGAUGAUCAGCUAUUCUACACUAAGAUCUACGUGGAUCCACUUCAGAGGGAAAGGCUUAAUAUGACCUUGGACCACAAGUGUGAGAUUUUCCAGAAUCUGAAUGGAGCAGUGGAUGAAGUUCUCCUAAAGUUUGGGACUGAGCGAGUGCGAGUGAGGAACACUGUCUACAACAGUCUGCCUGCGGUUAUCCAUGGAAAUGUGAACACCAAGAUAUACUUUAAUUACUUGGCCAACUACAUCCCCAAUGUGUGGAACUAUGAGCGAGGCUGUACCAUCUGUGACCAAGACAUGGUGGAUUUGUCUCAGCUUGAAGAAUUUCCACAAGUGACUGUUGGUGUAUUCAUCGAGCAGCCGACUCCGUUCCUGCCAGAGUUCCUCGAACGGUUCCUGAGUCUAGAUUAUCCCAAAGAUAAACUGAACGUCUUUAUUCAUAACAAUGAGGUUUACCAUGAGAAGCACAUACAGAAGUUUUGGGAAGAGAACAAGGAUGUAUUCCGCAGUUUUAAGGUUGUUGGCCCCGAGGAGAACUUAACUCAAGGAGAAGCAAGGAACAUGGGAAUGGAUGUGUGCCGGCAGGAUCUUUCUUGUGAUUAUUACUUCAGCAUUGAUGCAGAUGUGAUGCUCACCAACCGUCAGACCCUGAAACUCCUCAUCGAGCAAAACAGAAAAAUAAUUGGCCCUCUUGUCACCCGUCACGGAAAACUGUGGUCCAACUUUUGGGGAGCCCUGAGCCUUGAUGGUUAUUAUGCAAGAUCUGAGGACUACAUUGACAUUGUGCAAGGAAAGCGUGUUGGUGUGUGGAACAUCCCUUUCAUGGCCCACAUCUACCUCAUUAAGGGCCAGACUCUGAGGAAUGAACUCAAAGAGAGGAAUGUCUUUGUGUUGGAGAGACUGGACCCUGACAUGGCCAUGUGCAGGAAUGCCAGAGACUUGACAGUACACAGAGAAAGAGCAUCUCCUUCUCCGGAAUCAUUCCAUAUGCUCAGACCCCGACAGGGAGUUUUCAUGUAUGUUACAAAUCGACAUGAGUUCGGAAGGCUUAUUUCCACUGCCAACUAUAACACAUCCCAUUAUAACAAUGACCUGUGGCAAAUAUUUGAAAACCCUCUGGACUGGAGAGAGAAAUACAUCCAUCCAAACUACACUCGAAUUUUUACUGACAACCUCUUGGAGCAGCCAUGCCCAGAUGUUUUCUGGUUCCCUGUGUUCUCGGAGAAAGCCUGCAAUGAGCUGGUGGAGGAGAUGGAAAACUAUGGUUCAUGGUCUGGUGGAAGACACGAGGACAGACGUAUCACUGGAGGCUAUGAGAGUGUCCCAACAGAUGACAUUCAUAUGAGACAGAUCGAUUUCGAUAAGGAAUGGCUGCACUUUAUCAGGGAAUUCAUCUCCCCUGUCACUCUCAAGGUUUUCUCUGGCUAUUACACCAAGGGCUAUGCGAUUAUGAACUUUGUGGUGAAGUACACUCCAAACAGACAAGCCUAUUUGAGACCACAUCACGACUCCUCGACAUUCACCAUUAAUAUUGCUCUCAACAACAAGGGCUUAGAUUUUCAGGGUGGAGGCUGCCGAUUUCACAGAUAUAAUUGUUCCAUAGAGUCUCCUAGAAAAGGCUGGAGCUUCAUGCAUCCAGGUAGACUCACCCACCUUCACGAAGGACUACCUACGACCAACGGCACACGCUACAUUGCAGUGUCCUUCAUCGAUCCUUAGACUACCUGAUAGUUCUAGCAGUAGAAAUUUUCCAGGCCUUGAUAUGUUUGUGUAGCGUCAGCUGUUUGUCUGUUUGUUUUUACUGAUUUAUUCAUGGUUUAUGUGUUGCGUGACUGUUUGUGUUUGCUGUCUUUUGAAACAUUUACUACUGUCGAGAAAGAAAAUGCUGUUCAUCAGAAGUUUAAUAAAGUCGAUGCACACAUACACACACUCACUCACUCACUCCAGCAGACAUAUAAACCUUGUUCAUUACUCAAAAUUACAUGUGAGAUAACUUUGGCAAAGAAAGUGAGAUCAGUAACUCUUAAUUUAAACAGCUUUGGUUCAUGGUGUUUAGCAUUAGCACUCAAAACGACUGCCUUCUGGAAACUUUCUAUAUACUAGUUUGGAAAUUGUCAUUUAAAUAUGAUUUGCAUUUAAGUCAUUCCCAAUAGAAUAAAUUUGCACAAGCUGUCACCCUUUAAAAUCUUAGUAUGACUUUCUGGCAAACUAAAGAGCUACAUCAUCAACUUUAUGAUCAAUAUUAAUUAGCUUCCACUGGGAUUCUCAAACUGACACGCCCUCAACUCAAAGUAUGGGUUAAAAAUAGUAAAUAAAUAAAAGUGUGCACAUGAACAAUGCAGUUAUUCCAACGGGAUUUCAAGGCAGCAAUAAUUAUACUGUAAGUUAAUUGUUUAUUUCAGUUUCAUUGACAAUUGGUAAAAAGAAGAAGAAGGUGAGCUCCAAGUACUGUAAAACAAUCUAGAUGUAUUUUACUACUGUAAAAUAAUCUAGAUUACUGUCAAAUAUUCUAGAUCGGAGCGCUGUUAGUGGCAAUGAAAUAACUUGACUUCAGUAGUUCUUCCAUGUAGCAGUUGACCAUGGUUUUUUUUUAAAGCCAUGAAGGUAAUGUUACAUGACUUACAUGACAAGGUUACAUAACUAUGAAACUAUGAAUAUGCUGUCAACAAAAUAAACAUAAUUUUGUAUGUUUGCACAACAAAAAAACGACAG
Molecule: messenger RNA, 3644 nt
Organism: Megalobrama amblycephala (Wuchang bream)
Lineage: Eukaryota; Metazoa; Chordata; Actinopteri; Cypriniformes; Xenocyprididae
Gene: plod2
Product: procollagen-lysine, 2-oxoglutarate 5-dioxygenase 2
Exons: 20
Coding region: 387-2651 (754 amino acids)
Biological process (GO): peptidyl-lysine hydroxylation
Cellular component (GO): endoplasmic reticulum
Molecular function (GO): procollagen-lysine 5-dioxygenase activity; iron ion binding; L-ascorbic acid binding
Source: RefSeq, a predicted model, not a curated record